GGGCCCAAAGGCCCCAAAUUGAGGGUCCCCGGUAAAGCCCAACCCACCUAUCAAAACCAUUGCCCUGAAGGGUGCACGUUCGCGGGAAUCAAAAGCUGCCACUGCCCUCGCAAUGGUCUUCUCCUUCCUCACUCCUGUAACCACCACCGUCGGCGCCGCCACAGCCAUCAUUCAAAGGAAAGCAAUAAUCUUAUCUUCUACUUCCAAGUCAUUUCCGUUAAAACCCAGAAAGAGAAAGAACUAUUUACGCCCUAAAUUGUUAGAAACCCUAACAAUACCCUACCCCAACACGACUCUUCUCCCCCAAGAAUCUCCACUUCCCAUUGAAUCCCAUGAAAUCCUUCAGGAGAUUUCCUUCGAUCAAACUUCCGGAGAAUCUUUCACUAUCGUCGUCGGAGACGACGAUAAAACUGCGCAUCAGAAUGAGGCUGAAUCGCGUCAAUUUCUUCUCUCCCCGACCUCCGGCCCUGCCAAGGUCGAGAAUGGAGAAGUUGGCAAAUUUUCUACAGGUUCACUCCUAAAAUUAGGCUUGUGCUUGGUUGGGAUUUUCGUGUUUCAGACAAUUUGUGCUGUUUGGGUGUUAGGAUCUGCGGAUUCUGAUCAGGAACAUGAAAUUUCGGAUAGUGAAGCUAAGGGUUCGCAAUUGGGUGCCAAUGAAAGAAAUAAAGGAAAAUUUUUGUUGAAUUUCGGUGGCAAAUUUUUUGGUGAAAAGAUUGGUAAUAAAUCGAGCCAUGCUGUUUAUCUGAAUGAGUCUGAAUUGGAAGAGAAAAUAGUGGAAAUUAGGGCAAUGGCAAAGGAAGCCCGUGAGAGUGAGGGAAAGAAGCUGAAAAACAAUGGCAUGAAUUCAUAUUUGGAAGAAGCUGGGGGAGGUGAUGCUGAUGAAGAUGUCAUUUCUAGUAUAAGAAGUGGAAUCCAAGAAGAGGUUGAUACACGGUUGCUUAAGUUGCAGAAGAGGUUGAAUGCUACACGGGAGAAGUCGCCAUUACCGUUAGUUAGUCAUUUGAACAAGUUUGGCAAGGUUGAAAACAGGGUGAAUGGGGAUCAUUCGGAUGUAGCUGAGUUAAAUAGAACAUUGAUGUUUAAGAAAAAGAUGAAAUUUCGAAAUGCUUCCUCUAUGCCAAGAAAUGAUCCAAAGGGGUUUCAGCCUUUGGAAAAUAGUGAUAUAUCCAAGAAGAAAAAAAGUAGUUCAUCCACUGUAGAUACGAUAGUGGACCUGCCUGCUGGCAAUUCACAACAAAAUGAUUCCUCGUCUUUGGAGGAAGAUUGUGGAAGAAAUGCACUUAGUAAAGAAUCAAGCUCAUUGCAAAAUCAUGGGAAGAAGUUGGAGAAAGGAAGAGAGGGAAAGAAAAUGGGAGGCAUUGUGAAUCCUGAGUUUGGGAAUGUUGUUGUCCAGGAGCCCACUCAUGAAAAGCCUUUGGUUGAAGCAGUGAAAAGGCGAUCAAGUGAAAGGGAAACAAAAAAUUCUCAAAGCUUGACAAAAGAAAACCAGAACACUGUCACAAAACCCAAUGCCGACUUGAGUAGAAAUGGCAGUUCAAAUUGCAGAAAAGUUGGAAGCAAACAAGUGGCUAAAGGAUCCAGGGAUAAGUCAUCAGACAUUAAGGCGGAUUUGUGGUGGCUGCAUCUUCCUUGUGUAAUAGCUGUUCUUAUGCAGAGAGGUUCUAACCAUGAAGAACAAGGCGGACUAUACACCUUAAAGACCACUUCUCAUGAAUCAGACCCAAUUGAUUCAUCCUACACUGUUGCUUUUGAGGACCGUGGUGAUGCCACUAAUUUCUGUUAUCUACUGGAAUCUUUUUUUGAAGAACUAGGCGAUUUCAGUGCUGACAUUGUUCCUUUGUCAAUAAAAGAACUUCAUGAGGCAGUGAAAUCAGAUGGCAUGAAAGUAAUUGUUGUGAAGAAGGGGCAGCUUCAGCUUUAUGCUGGGCAACCACUCGCUGAUGUUGAGAUGGCUAUGCGCUCUUUGGUUGAAUAAAAUCCAAAUGCAUUAUCCACCAAAAUUCACAAAAACGAAGUGGAGGAAACAGAAAUGAAGAUCGGUGUUUCCAAAGAGCCUGUGUACCAAAAUUGAAAAUAUGUUGUACAGGAAACACAGAAAGGAGUUUGGGGCUCUAGGAAUUUUUCUAUAAUGUCUGGGGCCUUUAUCAAUCUGUGAACAAAUUUUGUUACAAGAGGGGCUCGUCAAAGUAAACCAACUUUUUCCGCAGGAGAUGAUUUUGUUUCUAAAAUUGCAAGCAUUGUUGCUGAAGUUUUGAGAGGCAAAUUAUGUAAACACAUGUAAACACAAAUAGAGCAAAAAAUGGCCUGAAGUUUUGUUUCAAAUUGUUUAUUUGUAGCUGAAGUUUUGAUUCUAUACUUUGCUUGUUCAUCUGUAGCUGAUCAGCACUCUGUAGUGACUCAAAAAGAGGGGAAAGCACUGUGUUUUCAC
Molecule: messenger RNA, 2428 nt
Organism: Vitis vinifera (wine grape)
Lineage: Eukaryota; Viridiplantae; Streptophyta; Magnoliopsida; Vitales; Vitaceae
Exons: 4
Coding region: 113-1975 (620 amino acids)
Source: RefSeq, a predicted model, not a curated record